AGUCAGUCAGGGAAUGAUCGUGCUUGGCUCCAAUACUGUGCUACCGAGGGCUCCGCAAUUCAACUCCGCACUCAAUUGCUAAAUACAGCCCAAACAUAGCACAACAACGUUCAAUAGUGAACUCUUCGCCGUAAUUACAAAGGUUGCUUAAACCGACGACCGUCAAAACAGCGUUUUACUGGUGAAAUCUCCAGGCCAAAUAACAGAAAAACCAUUGGGUUUAUUGUCAGAAAAAGCGGCUAAGUGUUUAUUUUUUUGUUUCUUUGUGCGGACAGCUCGGGUCAAGAUGGCAACGCAAAAGGAAGAUCACACCGCCCUGGAUCUCAUAAUAAAGUCUCUCAAGUCCCCCACAAUGAUCUGUGAGGGCACCCACUUCGAUGGCAAGAUCCCGCACACGUUCGUGAUCUUCGGAGCGUCGGGCGACCUAGCCAAGAAGAAGAUCUACCCCACGCUUUGGUGGCUCUACCGGGAUGACCUGCUGCCCAAGCCCACCAAAUUCUGCGGAUAUGCCCGGUCCAAGCUGACGGUCUCCAGCCUCAAGACGCAGUGCCUGCCGUACAUGAAGCUCCAGACACACGAGCAGAAGAAGUACGAGGAGUUCUGGGCCCUUAAUGAGUACGUGGCCGGCAGCUACGACGGACGCACUGGAUUUGAGCUGCUCAACCAGCAGCUGGAGCUGAUGGAGAACAAGAACAAGGCGAACCGCAUAUUCUACUUGGCCCUACCGCCCAGCGUCUUCGAGGAAGUGACUGUCAACAUCAAGCAGAUAUGCAUGUCGACCUGCGGCUGGAACCGCGUGAUCGUCGAGAAGCCCUUCGGUCGCGACGACGCCUCCUCGCAGGCGCUAAGCGACCACCUGGCCGGACUGUUCCAGGAGGAUCAGCUAUACCGCAUUGACCACUACCUGGGCAAGGAGAUGGUCCAGAACCUGAUGACCAUCCGCUUCGGCAACAAGAUCCUCAGCUCGACGUGGAACCGCGAGAACAUCGCCUCGGUGCUGAUCACAUUCAAAGAGCCCUUUGGCACCCAGGGACGUGGUGGCUACUUCGACGAGUUCGGGAUCAUCCGGGACGUCAUGCAGAACCACUUGUUGCAGAUCUUGUCGCUGGUGGCCAUGGAGAAGCCGGUCAGCUGCCACCCGGACGACAUCCGCGACGAGAAGGUUAAGGUGCUGAAGAGUAUCCAGGCCCUCACACUCGACGACAUGGUGCUGGGCCAAUACCUGGGCGAUCCGAAGGGUGCCACCGACGAUGCCCGCACCGGCUACCUGGAAGACCCUACCGUUAGCAAUGACUCCACUACACCCACCUACGCCCUCGGCGUGCUCAAGAUCAACAACGAGCGCUGGCAGGGCGUGCCCUUCAUCCUGCGAUGCGGAAAGGCGCUCAACGAGCGCAAGGCAGAGGUGCGCAUCCAGUACCAGGACGUGCCCGGCGACAUCUUCGAGGGCAGCACGAAGCGCAACGAGCUGGUCAUCCGUGUGCAGCCGGGCGAGGCGCUGUACUUCAAGAUGAUGACCAAGAGCCCCGGCAUCACCUUCGACAUUGAAGAGACGGAACUGGACCUGACCUACGAGCACCGCUACAAGGACUCCUACCUGCCGGAUGCCUACGAGCGGCUCAUCCUCGACGUCUUCUGCGGCUCCCAGAUGCACUUCGUCCGCUCGGACGAGCUGCGCGAGGCGUGGCGCAUCUUCACGCCCAUCUUGCACAAAAUUGAGCGCGAGCGCGUCCAGCCCAUCACCUACCAGUACGGCUCCCGCGGUCCCAAGCAGGCGGACCGUAAGUGCGAGGAGAACAACUUUAAGUACUCCGGCUCCUACAAGUGGCACGGCGGCAAGCCGGCCACGUCCAAUCUCUGAGCGGUCGAUCGGACCGCACCGAUUCGGGAUGGGCUCACUUCACACAGGAUACAUCUCUCUGUCCUUACACAUGCAUGUACAUAACUAUAUGUAUUCUUUGGUUAUUUGUAAUCUUUUUUGGUUUGUACAAGAAUUUUUUUAUUAAAUUUAUGAAAUAGCGUUA
Drosophila rhopaloa is the source of this 2024-nucleotide messenger RNA. It is a transcript of the gene Zw, whose product is annotated as glucose-6-phosphate 1-dehydrogenase. NCBI's taxonomy places the organism in Eukaryota, Metazoa, Arthropoda, Insecta, Diptera, Drosophilidae. The record is from RefSeq and is a predicted model, not a curated record. Gene Ontology annotation, biological process: glucose metabolic process; pentose-phosphate shunt, oxidative branch. Gene Ontology annotation, cellular component: cytosol. Gene Ontology annotation, molecular function: glucose-6-phosphate dehydrogenase activity; NADP binding. The coding region runs from base 287 to 1861 and encodes 524 amino acids. The transcript has 4 exons.